This is a messenger RNA of Cladocopium goreaui, 1137 nucleotides long. NCBI's taxonomy places the organism in Eukaryota, Dinophyceae, Suessiales, Symbiodiniaceae. The record is from the annotation of a GenBank genome assembly.
AUGGCCUUUGACCCUGUCAAGGGCCGAUACCUCAAAGUGGACUCGGUCACAAACUCGUACGUCGACUGUGACAUGCCUCACGACCCGAUCGAGUACCCCUUGGUGGUCAACACUGGCGCGUCGCUGGUGGGACAAACCGAUGAGGACUUGAACGCCCCGGAUCGACCACGAAGUAUGUUACUCAAGGAGCUGGUGAAGACGGGGGCUGCAAUGAAAACCCCUUUGUUCUUCCUGGACCAGCCGGCCGCCUGCUUUGCGCUCUUCGACGGCGUGAGAGGCGGAGCGGCGGUGGAGUGGUGCUCCAAGCACUUCCACACCAAGCUUCUUCCACAGCUCAGCGCCUCCAUCACCAGCUGGCACGACCCGGACCUUAGGGAUCUCUUCCAAUCGAUCUUGGCAGAGCUUGAUGUUCAACUGGUGCAGCAGGCAGGCUGCUGCUGGGAAGGCGUUUCCGUGUCCAUUGCGCUCCUGCUUGGGGAUCGCUUGGUUGUGGCAAGCCUGGGAGGCACCCAUGCCCUGGUCAUCGGCCCCAACGGCAGCUGGAGGGCCCUGGAUGGACGCCAUAGUCCCGUCAGCGCCGAAGAGCAGAAGAGGAUCAAGGCCGUCGGUGCCGAGAUCGAGGGUGAGGCUUCCGGCUGCGGUGUCGUGCAGGCACCCUUUGUCCACAAGAGCCUGAGACCCAGGGAGUGGCAGAUCCAAGAAGAAACCACGGCUGAAGAGGAGGUGCGACGAGUUCUGGAAGCGUCCCCAGACGUCUUCGCCACACUGGGGCUGAGCCCCGAGGACACUGUGGAUGGCAAGGCCGCCCGAAGUAGCUACAAAAAGCUGGCCUUGAAGGUCCAUCCAGACAAGGCACCCGAAGAGCUGAAGGUGAAGCGCGGAACUGGCAAAGGGGAACUGCCAGUCAGGGCCAAGGAAGCUUUUGACAAGGUGGAAAAGGCCGCAGCAGCCGUUGAGGCCACUGCGGUCACGGUCCUGGGUGCUGAAGACGACGUGACGCCAGAAGAGGAACUGCGUGAGCAGAUCACGAAGCUCGGGAUGCUGACGGAUGGAAAUUACGGGCAUCCUGACCAGGCCGAAGCGGUUCGGAUGAUUGAGGAGGCGGCCGAAGCGAUAGCAGCUGGGGGAGCCAAGUGA